GACAUUUUUUCUCUUGGCAGGUGACUUCCUGCCCUGACUGCGAUGAGCUGGGCUGCUGGGACACAGUGUGUGGCCAAGGGGGACCACAGGAAAGCCAAACCUGGAGAACUGGUUUACCACAAAGGAGACAUCCUCACUGUUGUUGAUACGAGCACGAGGAAAGGAUACUUCAAGGCAAGGCACAACACCACAGGAGAGGAGGGACUUGUCAACUCCACUAAUGUGCGUGAAAGAGAGGCUCUGCGUGUGGAUCCAGGCCUCAGCCUUAUGCCCUGGUUUCAUGGUAACAUCUCCGGCCCGGAGGCGGUGAGUAAGCUGCAGCCGCCCGAGGAUGGCCUGUUCCUGGUGCGAGAGUCUGUCCGCCACCCUGGCGACUACGUCCUGUGCGUCAGUGUUUCCGGACAGGUCGUCCAUUACCGAGUGAUUUAUCAGGACAAUAAGUUGACCAUCGAUAACGCAGAGCAUUUCUACAACCUUAUUGACAUGAUAGAGUUCUACUCAGAGAACAAAGGCUCCAUUGCUACAACUCUUCUGAAGCCCAAACAAAAACAUGGAGCCAAGUCAGCUGAGUUGGAGCUCUCUAAAUCGGGAUGGCUGCUGGACAUCACGAAGCUCACACUGGGAGAAAAUAUUGGAGAGGGGGAGUUUGGCGCUGUUUAUAAAGGGGACUAUAUGGGCCAGAGGGUGGCAGUAAAGACCAUCAAAUGUGAUGUCACAGCCCAGGCUUUCCUGCAGGAAACCACUGUAAUGACGAAGCUCCAACAUAAAAACCUAGUGCGAUUGUUGGGCGUCAUCCUUCACAAAGGGCUUCACAUCGUUACAGAGCUCAUGACGAAGGGUAACCUUGUUAACUUUCUCAGGACAAGAGGGCGCUCAGUUGUAAACUCUGUCCAGCUGCUACGCUUUGCACUUGAUGUGUGUGAGGGGAUGGAGUACCUGGAGUCUAAGAAGCUGGUUCAUAGAGACUUGGCAGCUCGUAACGUCCUUGUCUCUGACGACAGCGUAGCCAAGGUCAGUGACUUUGGCCUGACCAAGGAUCUGAAGGUGUCAGAUAGCGUAAAACUGCCAAUCAAAUGGACUGCUCCCGAAGCUCUGAAGAAAGAGAAAUUCUCCACAAAGUCAGAUGUUUGGAGUUACGGUGUUCUUCUAUGGGAGAUUUUCUCUUAUGGCCGUCAACCCUACCCUAAAAUGUCUCUUCAGGAGGUGAAGGAGAGAGUGGAGGGAGGGUAUCGCAUGGAGGCUCCAGAGGACUGUCCAGCAGGCGUUUACUCUCUGAUGAGGAUUUGCUGGGAACAGGAGCCACGCAAAAGGCCCACUUUCCACAAACUGAGGGAGAAACUUGAACAAGAGAUGCAAGAGAUGAGUAAACACAGCCGAUAGAUAGUAGAAGCUGAAACUGAAAGAGUGUGUGCGCUUAGACAGUUUAUCUACAUAUUGUUGCCCCUUCUGUGUUGGCAUUAAAGCACUCAGCACCACACAAGAGGGAUAAACUUAACACUUCCAGCAGGAGUCCUCUAAACCAGCCGAUGGUGACUCUCCUCAUCAUUUAAAGCCAGUGAGUGAUUUAUGGUUGUAUUGAAAAAUGUUUUAAAACACAUUUCAAACAAACCCACAUGAGAAUGUAAAGCCCCUACUUGUGAAGCUUGUUGUCACUAUGCUUGGAGAGCCAUGCAGAGUUGCAGGGGGCUGAGGUCUGUGAGAGGUGGGGUGCACCGUGGACCGGUUGCUAGUUUGUCACACAUUAGAUGAGGAAUCUAUAACAGUUCUUCAUCUAAAAAAGAAAACUUGGCCUUUGCCCGCAACACUUUUCUGGUCAUCAUGCUUGAAGUGGACUUUGAUUCAAUUCAUUCAAAUUUUAAUUUCAUGAGAUUAAAUCUAUGUGAAAUUAUUUACUACUACUACUUACUACUACCGUCUAUGUUAGGAUUUUGAGAUUAAAUGAGCGACUUUGUGUUAUCCACUGUCCUCAUGGGAUCUUUUGCUUUUUGCAGGUACAGAAUGACUUUAUUAAUCUUGGGAUAUAAAAGAUUUCAGGCUGCAGAUGUUUAUUUUAGACACACAGACAUGUAUGUUAUUUAUUACAGUACAUAGAUCACAUGUUUGUAUUGUGUGAUUAUCAGGUGCUUUUUUUAAUAGAAAUGUAAUAAAAUAGUAAUCUGUUUGAUAAUAUUAAAAUAUUUUCACUUCAAAACUCAUAU
Scomber scombrus (Atlantic mackerel) is the source of this 2198-nucleotide messenger RNA. It is a transcript of the gene matk, whose product is annotated as megakaryocyte-associated tyrosine kinase. Gene Ontology annotation, molecular function: protein binding; ATP binding; protein tyrosine kinase activity. The record is from RefSeq and is a predicted model, not a curated record. The transcript is spliced from 12 exons. The coding region runs from base 43 to 1380 and encodes 445 amino acids. Gene Ontology annotation, biological process: protein phosphorylation. NCBI's taxonomy places the organism in Eukaryota, Metazoa, Chordata, Actinopteri, Scombriformes, Scombridae.